UCUGACGGGGGAAGGAGUGGAGUCUGGGGCUGAGUCCAUCACUCCUGGACUGACUGAGCUGCCAUGAGCCUCUGAAGCUCAUCCUCCUCUUUGGUGUCUUUUCUUGACAACACAAGCAGCACAACACCUUGGGGCAAAGCUUGUUCAUCAAAGUGGAGGUAAAGGAGAGGCAGCGUGGGAGUGUGUGCGGGUGAUUCGGUUGAGGACAUUACCUCAUGGAGGAUACACGGAGACUGAAGAGGUCUAACAGAGGUAACAGCCCUUGACUCCAUUGCUCUCUGCCGCUUAUCAGAGCAGCUUUUCUGCUCGGGUUCAAAGGGAAGUUUUGACAGCCAGGCUUUACAGCUCCCUGAUCUGUCACUCCUGACAGAAAGAGAAAGAGAGAGAGAGAGAGAAGGAGAGGCAGAGUGACGAAGUGGUGACUUCAUUUUUUCUCCUAACAAGCCCUUCUCUCUCCCCCUCCUUUUCCGAGCUUCCCUUUUCUCUUUUUUUUCCCUCCCAAUACUUCAGCGCAGCACGCUCAGGCAGCAUGCCAGUGUUCAUCUUGCUGCGCUCCCUGGUUAUCAGGCUCCUCAGCAGCAGACUGGCAGGCUCUCUGGCUCAGUUCCUCAGGAGAAGCCUCUCGACAGGCGCUGCCCACCUUGGCACGGCGUUGAGGCACAUCUGGGACCGCGUUCGAUCCCAGGAGUCAAAGGAAGCCGUCCUGGGCUGUGUCCUGUGCAUUCUCAACAUGCACAAGAAGGUGGAGAACUGAUCUCACUCUCUCUUCACUUUCUGAGCAAGAGACUGGACAGCUGCUUAGGGGGACAUAAGUGAGUUUUAUAUUUUUUUUUACCAGGAUGUCUGAGAGUAUUGUAAGGAAGGUGCAGCCCUUCACCAUUGGAACCAGGCUCUCUGUUCCUUCUGUAACUAAAUGCCAGGAGUUUCCACAGACUUAUCUGCCCAGUGAGGCUCUGGAUAAUUGCGUUUUACAGCGCAACCUGAACUCGCUCUACCUCAGCAGAUCCCAGGUCUGUGCACAUGGCUCCCGUCUUGUUUUACCGACCGUCGACCAGGCAGCCCCCGUCAAAAUCCAGCCGGAGCACGUGGCGGCGGAGGACCACCUCAACCAGAACAUCGCCUCUCCCUCUGCCAUCUCCAGAUCCAUCAAGAAGAUCACCAUCUCUGGAAGCAAUGACCAAUCAGACUCCAAGACAGCGCUGGGACCAGUCACAUGCUCCACGUCUGGAAACAACAACAACAAUAACAACAUCAGCAGCAGCAGCAGCAGCAGCAGCAGCAGCAGCAGCAGCAGCAGCAGCAGCAGCACUCCAGAUCAACAUCUGCCAAGAAUUGUGGAAGUUAGCUGCGAAAAUAAACCCAACUCUCAAUUUAAGAUUUCACCACCUGAGCUGCAGAAAAAAGAGUCUCAGAGGAGAGAAAGUCAUCAGCAGGAUGAAGAAGCGCUGGCAGCUGCUAAAUCCCACAGUGAAUGCUUCACUCAGCGAAACUCUCUCUUCAACAAAGAAGCACUGCAGGCAGAAGCGUGGAUGAAAAGCAAACUCCAAGACCUGAAAGACGGAUGUAAUGUUCAGCAUCGCCCCCUGCAUGACUGGGAGGAAGCCUCACAGACGCUUCACAGAGACCUGAAAGACUUUGAAAACACCCUGAUUCAGCUCAACCAGCUGGGUGAACAGCUGAUCUGCAAGUUGAACCCAACGUCCGACCUGGUGAAGAAGCAGCUCAGUCAGCUCAGGGAACAGUGGCAAACCCUGAAGCAGAUGGCCGCAAAUCAGACGCACGCUCUAGGUGGAGCCAGGAGCCUGCAGGAAUUCAACAGGAAGGUGGACAAACUGGAAGCUUGGAUUAAAGAGAAGAAGGAAGAGGAGCAGUCUCUGGUGAGUGUCCUGGGGGAAAAUGUUGACAAAAUGCAGCUCACCAGGAGAAUUCUUGAUCUCAAACAGGAUGAGCAGCUCCACAGAAACCUGCAUGAAGAGAUCAACAACUUGGCCCUGAAGCUGGAGAAACUGGGGAAGGCAGAUGGCAAAAACAUCACCAUCAGGAAGAAACACAUCAAUAAAAUGUGGCUGAAGGUCCAGUCCUACCUGAAAAACUACCAUGAGAACCUUCAAGUCGCGCUGGAGAUGUCGUCAUUUUACCAGCAGGCUGAUAAUACUCUGGAUGCUAUAAACAACAUGCGGAGAAGCAUGUCUGCAUCCAAAGACCUGGACACCUUUGGUGACAGAGAAAUCCGCGACAUUGCCGGUCAAAUCAUGAUGCUGGAUGUCAGCGUGUCUCAGCUGCCCAAACUGCACCCCGGCCUGGCUGCCGGCGUCACAAAGAAGCAGGCCGAGGUGAAAGACUGCUGGGCGCUCCUCCAGACGGAUCUAAGGAGCGACAGGACGACAAACUCCCUCUCCGGCUCCACUUUCACCAGGGAAGAUGCUGACCUCCUGACUCCAGUGCGAGAAGCCCAAUGCAUCAUGGGAUCUGAGACACAUGGGAUCAUGGGAAAAGAGGUGAAGGAGGAGCAGAACCGUCUGAAAGGCAGCAGAAGUAUCGCUGGUGGCCACAGCCAAACUCAGAGCAGCCAACAAGACGACCAACAAUCAGUGAACCACAGUUCUUCACCACAGGGAAAUGACUCACUCAGUGUAAACGAAGCCAUCAGCAGACAUGAACUAAGAAAGUCAAGAGUGGAGCCCAGGCUUCCCGCCGGCCACCGAGGCCACCCACAGCUUCACCUGCAGCUCCAGAAGUUCACUCUGUCUGCUGACAAGACUUUGUCCUGGCUGAAAGACAACGUUUCCGUGGCAACACAGGUGUGUUCGAUGGCGAGCUCCGAGGGACUGGAGGCCGCCAGAAGGUGUCAACAGGCCCUCGAACAAGAAAUCCUCAACAACAGAGCCAGGAUAGAAGUGGUCAAAAGGGAGGGUCACGGGCUGGUCCGUGCACAGCACCCAGGCAGUGCGAGGAUUGAGGAGUUCCUCAGCCAGCUGGAAGUCCUGUGGGAAGAACUGAGGAGGAGGCACCAGAGGAAUGCUGUGUUUCUGCAGGCCUCUGAGAAACUGGGCUUCAGAGUUGUGAAAGUGCUCCAAGCCCUCGGCAGCCUGGAGGCCUGGCUGGAGUCCGUGGAGCUUUCCAUGAAGGCGUCCGCCAUCGCCGGCGACCCCGAAACCAUGAGCCGGGCCGAGAGGGAGAGCUGCCUGCUGGAGAAAGAGGUGGCAGCUCGCAGCGUGGAGCUCAGCGCUCUGAGGCAGGAGGUGGACCGCCUUCAUGGCCAUAGUCACCCCCACACAUGGGGAUUGGCAGCGCGCAUGGAGGAGUUGGAGAGAAAGUAUCAGUGUGUGCUCAGUGCCCUGGUCCUACAGAGCUCAAAGCUGCAGGACACACGCAUGCUGACUGAGUUUCUGGAGCAUUUGGAGCUGGACGAGAGCCAAGAGCUCAUCGGAGGACAAUAUAAUCUUGAUCAGCCUCUACAUAAUGACAUUUCCUCAGUCCCUACGUUACUUGGGCUCCAAAGCAGCGGUGUUGGAGACAAUCAGAUAGAAACUAUGGGUGACCCUGUGGAAGAACUGCAGGAGGCGGUGGAGAUGCUGAACGACACUGUGAGGGAAAGAGGUCGAUCACAAAGCCACGAUCACGCCAUCCAGGAACUGCUCAGCAAGCAUGUCAGCCUUGCGGUGCGCGUGGAGGAGUGUUUGUGCAGCAGCAAGGAGCUGAGCCUGGAGAUCCUGGAGAAGGAGACGGACAUGGCCGUGCAGUGCGAGCCAGACCGCUGCGGCUUCGGGCCGCUCCGGGACAGACUGGGCCACCUGGAGAUUGACUAUGAAAUCAUGAAGGAGGAUGUAAAGAAGAUGGAGAACCAGGCUUUGCGUCUGAAGGAGAUGUGUCCGGAGAAAGCGUACACAUUCGAGGUGAAGACCCAGUCUACGCUGCAGGCCUGGAGUGAACUGGGGAAGAGCGUGAAGGACAACAGAUCACGUCUGCAGGAGUUUGUGGAGCUCCAGUGCUUCUUCAGGAGCUACCUUGCAAUGAUCUCAUGGACUGAAGACACUAGGUCAUGCAUUUUCUCAGACACUGCACUGCACCUCAGGAGAGAAGGACAGCGGCCACUGGCGGCAGAGCUAGACAUCCAAAUCGAGCAAAAGUUUAACGAGUUUGAUAAGCUGGCAGCCAAAGCAAAGACUCUUUUAAACAAAGAACACCACCUCACACAGAUGGUGAAGGAACGCAUGGAGGAACUGAGGAGCAUGCUUGGGUGGAUCUCAGUGCACUGGAGAGCUCAGAAACAACAGUGGCUUCACAAACAGAACAAAGAGGAACCCUCACAUGAUAACAUUUACUCUGAAGCAACAAUAUGGAACUCAUUUAAAGAGAGUUCGGUUGCCGACCCCGAAUUCUUCCAACAAUCACAUGCCAUCAGGACCUCUGAGGACACAACAAAUGCAGCUGAAUGUAAUGAAGAGAGCGAAGGGAAAAUAUCAGAAGAUGGGUAUGAAAUCAUGAACAGGAUCGGCCCACGAGGCGAUUCUCCCAAAGCAAACAUUAUGUUGGUGAAGGAGAGCAGCAGCCCACCUGUUGGGGGCGCUGUAAACCUCAUACUUAGCUUUGGGAACAAUGAGGACAGCCAAGUGCAGGUGCUCGACCUACCUGCUGGGACAGAUGAGAAGUUGAAGGAGACCUCUGAGCCUGUUCACAGGCCCGCUGUGCCUCAGUCUUCUGCCUGUAAAAAGUUUUGGAGGCGUUGCCAGGGGAUUUUGGAAAAUACUUUCGGUAGUUUAAAGCGAAAGAAAAAGAUUUAUCGGCAGAGCGCAGAUGAGGUAAGUACUUACCUGCAUGUUAAGGACAGCACCCUGGCUGUGGCUCCGGUGUACGAGAGUAUCACCCUACCCCGCUUAAAGAGCCGUUCUACAGUCUCGGACUUCCCUACUUUAUGGCCGUCCGCCUCCUCCUCCUGCUCCUCACAAUCUUCCCCUGUGACUGACCCACAAACGACCAACGCCGGCUUCCGCCCCACAACGGGAAGCAGCGGCAGCUCCAUCUUCUGCAGCCUCAAACGGAUGAGCAAGAAGAGGAAAAGGAAGCGAGACGAGCGCAGACACACGAUACAGAGAAUCAUGGAUGUGGAUGAGCAGACCAGUGGGGUGCAGCGGUAUGACUCUGAGACGGUCACGUAUAACACUCAAACAUGGCCGCUGAAGGAGGGUCAGAGGAAGAAGAGCUUACAGAAGAACAGAAAUGUUGCAGGCACUGGGGCUUACAUGAAAAACCCUCUUCUGAAAGACAUUGAUUCAGAGUGUUCAGGAGAAAACAGCAUCACUCCAUACGCCAUAUCAUCCGGACCAACGACUUCUCCAUCAGAGCCUGGGAGAAGCCACUGCAGAGUCCUCUCUUUGGGCUCGGUGUUGAGCUUCGAUCUGCCAAAAGACAUGACCCUCAUCCCCAGCAUUCAGGAAAUCAUCACUAUUGCCCCUCCAGAGUCUAAAAAAGCAGAUGCAACAGAUUCUGACCCUCUUUCUCAAAGAAAAACAGUUCUGAGCUCUUUCAGACAGACCCACAUCCUGGCGGCCAUCACAGGAAGUGAAAAUAGCUCUUCUGAAACACAGGAGUCAAUAGCUGCAGCAAAAGAUCUACCUGAUGAGGAGGUGAGUUUACAACCAUCUUCUCUGGAAGAACCUUGUGCCGGAUCAGAGGAGGAGGACGAAAUCUUGUCAGAUACUAAAUCUACAACAAAUGAAAUCAGUCCACCUUCAAAGCCGCCUAUUUACAUGAACCAAGCCCAUAACUGCUGCUCAGUCCCUCAUAAACAUAAGUGUCUCAGUGUCCAUACGCUCAUACGGGACCUGAAUGGACACCAGUUCCAUAAAUGCACAAAAUCCCAGUGCAAGCAUGAAAACAGUCCUCAGCUGAAAUUAAACCAAGCUUCUCAUGUGAGAGUGAAUCUUAAGUCAACAAUGAGCGUCAGCGUUCGACAGGACUCUGUAGAUUCUGGCAUCUCCACCUCCAGCAGUUUCAAGCUUUGCACCGACGCUUCCUGUCCGGAUCAGCCCCGGCCUAAAGGAGUGGUGGGGAAACUUAUUUCCCUUGAGGUGGGAGGCAUAGACCCGACUGCAACAAAAGAAAACUAUGCCGCAUUCUCAAGUUCAUCCCCAGAAUCCGUGAAUAUCAACACAGAGCCGGUCCAUGUCGACCACCAGCAGUUUGAGGAGGAAGAAGAAGAACUGGAGGACAUCUGGAAACAGAAUACCAACUACAGGCAGAGCAUCUGCUCAGACAUCAUGUACCAGCCCAACCAAACCAGAGAACCACUUUCCAGCUCCCCUCCUGUCACAGAGCCACCUGUUCUCUACAGAAACCUGGUCACUGUCUCAGAACCAAACCUCCUCAUAGCCGAGUUCAAACUCCCCUCCCACAUCCAGAAUUGUCUGGGUUAUGAGAAGUGGCAGAGCUCCAAAGAUCACCUCCUUCCUCUGGCCAUAGCGGACCGGAGGUCCUGGGCUGCGUUUCCCAACAGGGAACCAGCUAGCAAGACUGCAGUGAUGCUGAACGAGACCGCAUCUGAUCCAGUGAAGCUUCCAGAUGUCGGCGACAAUCCGAGAUACGUUUACCAAUACAGAGAGGAGGAAGAGAGGGAAGAGAAGGAGAUGAAGGAAGGAGAGGAGCUAACCAGGUACUCACAGAACCAGUCUAUGAGUCUCCCUUCAGUCAAUAUGGGUUUUAACGAAGCCUGCCAGAAAAAUCUUAAAGACGUAGCAAAGCCUCAAGAACGAAUAGCCACAGGAGGGCGCUGUUUCAUCCUAAGUGGAAAACCAGAGCAUCAGUCUAUGGAGGGAACCCUGGAGAGGAAGCACAAGCUGCAGCUGGGAGGAAAGAAAGCUGCCUCCAGAGCCUGGAACUCCUACCACACUGUCCUAUAUAGACACACCUUGUGCUUCUUCCAGGACAGAAAGGAUACACUGCGCAGCUCUGCAUGCGGUCUACCGCUGAACGUCAUGGGAGCUGAGUGCUCGGCCUCCCCAGACUACACCAAAAAACCCAACUGCUUCCGACUACGGCUCCGUGACGGGUCUGAAUACUUGUUUAAUACCACCUCCCGCUUCUUGAUGAAGAAGUGGAUCAUGAAAAUACAAGCAAGCACAGUUGCGUUUGUAGUGAAUAACUGUGAUGGGACCUUUUCGUCUAUCAAAGGUCAAAGUGAGCUCAUGUCUUCACCAACAAAUGUUCCUGGUGAUCAAGCCUUUCCCAUCUCUUUAUGUCAGGAUCAAACCAGCACACUCUGCCAUUCCCAGCACAAAGUCACCCACACAUUCCCAAGGUUGAAACAGAGCAGCGAUCAAACCAAAGAAAUUGUCGUUCUCACCAGAGAGCAGAGUCACAUGCUCCAGAGCCAAAGAGCGGACGAGAAGUCCAAGACCUCAUCAUUGGAUCCAAGCUACUGUGAUGAUGAUGAUGAUGGUGAUGGGGAUGAAUGCAGCUUAACGCAUCCAGUGACUCACAGACUUUCUGUAGACAACACUUCUCCUUCCUCCUCUCACUCCCCUGCAACCAGCAGCCAGAACUGGCUCAGCAGCAAGCAACGCUCCCACUCUUUUACGUCAGCAACCUACCAGAAGAUUAAACCCAUGCAACACUCUCCUGGAGGAGAAGGGGUGGAAAAAGGAUCCAACUACUGUGUGACUCUGGUGGUCGGGGGCAGUUCGGCAGACAGCUCGUCGAUAAUCAGAGGUCUGGAGCCUCCGGUGCUGCCCUCACCUUCAUGGCAGCCAGACGUGUUUAAGGACUCUGCUCUGAAAAGUUACUCGAGCCUCCCGCGACCUCGCAACAAAUCUGUCUUUAAAAAGUUCUUUGGGAAAAAAGAGCCCUGAGCGUAUACAUGCUGGUUUUUACAUAUAGUUUCUAACGUGCAGUGCACAUUUAAAUAAAAACACACUACUACUGACCAUAUUUAUGAUCAAAACACUUAUCCUAGUUAUAUUUUUGAUGCGUUUGUGAUAAUUCACUACAGAGCCUUAAAAGUCAUUAUAAAUAACCUGUUUUAUGAGUGUCUCUUUUUUGAUCCUUCACUUUUUAAGUCAUUUAAAAACUAACACAACUGCUAACACACUGCAAAGUGUGCACUGUGUAUUUACAGUUCAACUCAGAAGUGUACAUACAGUCAUCACUGACGUGAAUGUCAUAUUAAUUCAGGACAAUAAAGGAUUUCUUUCAACAAUUUAUAUCAAGAUGGAAGGAUAAUGCAGCUUUCAACUUCAGUCAUUUCAGAAAACAAGAGUUGGAUUAAUAACAAGCUUAAACAUUUUCCGCAUUUUUUGUGUAAUCAACAAAAUGUACAUUAUCAAGUAUGGAGGUGGUAGCAUCAUGCAGUGGGUUACUGGACUGCCAAUGGUACUGCUGCGUACUGGAUAGAAAAUUAAAAAAAGAAAAUGUCACCAAAUUCAUUCAUUUCAAGCUCCAAAAUACAUACAAACACCGUUAGCAAUAUUCAGAUGUCAUUAUUAUUAUGGGCAUGAAUGUAAUUAUUUUAGGUCUUUUAUGGAUUUCAGAGUGCAAAUUGAGCUGAUUGUAUCCGUUUUCUGAGCCUCACAAUUAUGCUGAUAAAUGUCGCUCACCAAGUUGCGGAGAAACCACAGACGUCCUCGAAACCCUGAUGUUCGUGGGAGUUAGAGACUGCCGGCGAAAGGCUGAACGUUGCAAACACUUGAUACUCGCUCUAAAACGCUCCUAAAUGCACAUUUUAAUAGAUGAAACACCAAAUGUACCUUAAUAUGGCUUGUUAUGAUCUGUGGAAACCGUCUUUGCACGACUGCAGAAGCUAGCACGCAUGGUCUGUCUAACUUCCGCUCUUCUGGGUACAGCCAAUCAGCACCAAGGUCAAUGAACGACACUCGUUGAUUGGCUGCCUUUUUAACACCAACCAAUAGCAUGUGAAGGAAUUUUGAUGAAAGCUGCAUUUUCUUUGUAAUAUUUCAAAUAUGGUCUCUGCAAAAAAGGAUAGAGAUCACCACUUUAGUUGAACCGUCUCAAAAAGUUACAAUUUGAGUAUUAAGUCAAUUUCUGAUCAGGCACGUUUUCUCUAAGAUGACUCCAAACGAGUCGAUGAGCCUUGUGUUUCAAAACGUUUUGGUUUGGAGCUUCCUGUGUUUGUUCUUGAACAUUAUAACAAUUUUUUUUUAAAUCAGAGAUUGACGGUUUGGGUCACAUGACGGAAACUUGGACAGAGGUGGGUCUUAAAACCGGACAAAUAUCCAAAACCUCCUUAUAUGUUCAAAAAAGCUUUUAAUUCAACCAGAUAUAUGGUUUUGAUCCUGUGAGGAUUAGAGAAAAUCCUCAAUAAAUUAAACUUCUGCAUCAACUUGUUGUUUAUAUGUUAAAGGUUAAAGUUAAUAUAACAUUCACAUUUAUGACGGUUGUAUGUAAACUUCUGGAACUGUAGUUGUUCUGAUUGUUUUUGAUCACUCUUGUAUAUUUCUUUUCAUUUUUUUCCCUGUUGUGCUUUGGGUUAUCUGUUAAACUAAAUAUUAAUACAUUGAGCUCUCAGUGCCUUCAGUUACGUUGCAUUUUAGCUCCUCAACUAUGAAUUCACAGUUUGAUACUGUUUGAUCUUGCGUGAUUUAACUACUUUUUUCCCACCUUCUAAGGCGAAGACUAAAUACUUAAUAAAACUCAAAACAAGGUUUUGCUUUUGCUGUGAUUAAAGAUUAAUUUUUGA
Xiphophorus maculatus (southern platyfish) is the source of this 9691-nucleotide messenger RNA. RefSeq lists its product as uncharacterized. Gene Ontology annotation, molecular function: phospholipid binding; actin filament binding. The record is from RefSeq and is a predicted model, not a curated record. The transcript is spliced from 33 exons. Lineage: Eukaryota; Metazoa; Chordata; Actinopteri; Cyprinodontiformes; Poeciliidae. The coding region runs from base 840 to 7847 and encodes 2335 amino acids. Gene Ontology annotation, biological process: muscle cell development; actin cytoskeleton organization. Gene Ontology annotation, cellular component: cell junction; cell projection; plasma membrane.